Camellia sinensis is the source of this 648-nucleotide messenger RNA. Lineage: Eukaryota; Viridiplantae; Streptophyta; Magnoliopsida; Ericales; Theaceae. The record is from RefSeq and is a predicted model, not a curated record.
UUAUUCUCUGUGAUUUUAGCUAUUAUAUUUUCUGCUAGGACAUGUACAUGUAGCACUUUUCCGUAGAGCUGAGUUGAAAACACUGGUUGAUUUGCAUGGUAAUGAGUUAUGUGAGGGGAACAUUGGGACUUUGGAGGAAUGGACCGUGGAGAUGAUCAAGCUGCAGUGCUAAACCCUGGGAACAAACCAUUAACACAGAUUACUGAAGAUGAUUCAUUUAGAGAAUUUGAAUUCAGACAGUAUCUUUUUGCCUGCCAAGCAAAGCUGUUAUUCAAGUUGAAUCGUCCCUUUGAGGUUGCAUCAAGGGGCUAUUCAUUUAUUAUCGGCUUUUCAAAGGCAUUGGCACUGCAUGAGAGUAUGUUACCCUUCUGUAUGCGUGAAGUUUGGGUGAUAACUGCUUGCUUGGCUUUAAUCAAUACAAUUGCUUCUCAUUAUAGUGAUGGACAAGUGGCACCUGAUAUAGAAACAGAGUUUUUUCACCUUCAAGGUGAUCUUUAUUCACUAUGCCAGAUUAAGUUCAUGAGGCUUGCAUAUUUAAUUGGUUAUGGAUUAGAUAUAGAAAGAAGUCCUGUCAACAGUGCUUCACUCAGCAUGCUACCUUGGCCUGAUGUUUCAUCUGAGGUGUUUGAGAAGGAAAAGGUGAGAUGA